UCCUAGUUGUUUCGGGCGGGCUGGUUCAUAACCUGUCACCGGGUGAUUGUGAUUGAAAAUAUAUUAUCUUGUUUGUUUGCCGGUCCUCAGAGCUAAUAACUUGGCGCGAAAUAUACCUAGCACUGCAAUAGUCUUCUCAUUAUGGCAGUCGUUAAGUCUUUAAAGAUACGAGGUAUACGUAGUUUUGGGCCCGAUGAUUCCGAUGAACAAGGGAUAUCCUUUGAGAGUCCUCUAACUCUGAUACUGGGACAAAAUGGAUGUGGUAAAACAACGAUCAUUGAAUCCUUGCGUUAUGCUAUCACGUCACAAAUGCCGCCGGGGAUGGGUCACAGCGACUGUUUUGUACAUGACCCAAAAGUUAAUAGGACGUCCGAAGUUCUAGCGCAAAUAAAACUGAAGCUUGCAAAUGCACAAAGUAAAAAUUUGGAGAUAACAAGAUCUAUGAAAGUAGCUCUAACUAAAAAGAAAACAACUUUUCGCACUAUGGACUCCUUACUAUCUGUUACUGAUGACACCGGGAGAACGAAGGACAUUUCCAAAAAGUGUGCUGAUCUGGAUUCAGUUCUACAUGAUGAACUUGGAGUUUCAAAGGCAAUCCUCAAUGCAGUUAUAUUUUGUCACCAAGAAGAAUCUAGCUGGCCCCUAGAUGAAGGCAAAAAAGUAAAGGAACGCUUUGAUGAAAUAUUUGAUUCAGAUAAAUACAGUAACUGUUUUGACCGUCUCAAAAAAAUCAGAAAAGCUUAUGCAGUUGAUAUCAAGAUCCUUGUGGAUAGAGUGGAAGUUCUAGAAGAACAAAAGAAAGAAUUAGAUAAGAAGAAAUUAGAUGUGAUCAAUACUGAAACUAGAAUAUCGGAGACUGAAUUAAUGCUCUGUGAAAUUACCAAAGAGCUUAAACCGAUUGAAGAAACAUUACGCUCCAUUAAAACUUUGGAAACAACACUAAAUACAUAUGAUACCAAACUAGACAAACUAAAAGUGAAAUUGGAACACUGUCAUAAAAGAGACCAAGAGUUAAAAAAAGAGAUUAAGAACAUGUUUGAGGGUACACUACCAGAAUUAAAAGAAAAAAUAAGUAACUAUGAAGCCACAGUAAAAGCUAAUCAAAAAGAACUUGAAGAAUCAUACUCAAAAAUUUCUAAUUUCAAUAAUGAAGAAGAAAGAGUUGCAAAUGAAAAGGAUGCAAAUAAGUCAAAACUUGAAAAACUUAUCUUGUUGGAUAGUCAAAAUGACAAAAAGAUGGUGGAGCGAAAUGAAAUGAUUGUGAAUGUUGCAAAAUUAGCUGGAGUUGAUGAGAUAGUGGCAGUAGAGUCUAGUGAAGAAGCAGUACAGGCUAUAAAGAAACUAACUGAAAGGAUUGAAAGCUUAAAACAAGAACUGAAGGAAUUAAAAUCAUUAGCUGAUAAGGAACAGAAACAGAAGCAGUCAUUAGUGGAUGAAAGUCUUGUUGCUCUCACUCGUCACAACCAACAAAUUUCAAGUAAAGAAAGUGACAUUGAAAAAAAUAAAAAAGAAGUAACAAAAUUAGAAAAAGAAAUUGUUGCUGCUAAUGAGUCAAAAAUACGACUAGAAGCUGCUGAAAAGAAAUUCAAGGUUGCAGAAGAAGAGUAUGAAAAGGUGGAGAAAGAAUUAAACACAGAAGAGCAUCAAAAUCAAAUCAAUGAAGAUGAAAAGGAAUUGGAGAAACAGGAAGAAGAACUUGAAGUCAUUGAUGGGAAGAUUGCAAAAUUACAAAAACAGAGUGCCUUACUUAAAGAACGCGAAGUGAAAGAAGAAUUACUGAAGGAAGAAGAAAAACAGUUUGCUGUGCUUAAAAACAAGCAUAGGACAUCUCUAACAGAACUACUGGGCAACAUGCCAGAGAAGGAUUUCACUUUAUCCCUUAAAAAGUUAGAAUCUACGUUGAAUCCUGAAAUAAAUGCACUGAAAAAGGAAUUGAACGAAAAGAAAACGCAAAUAACUAAGCUUGAAGAGGAACGGAAACACGUUCGCAGAACUUUAAUGGAACGCAACAAAAAACAAGAAGAGGCGGAAGAACAAAUGUACAAAGCUUGUGGAGCAACGUCCUAUGAAAAUACGUUGGCUAAAGUUACUGCUAAUGUUGAGAAAUUGCAGGACGAACGCAAUGUUCUGGAAUCAUCUAUGUUUGUCAUAACUAAAUAUGAAUCUCAACUAAAAGCCAAUAGUUGUUGUCCGUUAUGCAACCGUGGAUUUGAUUCCGAAAGUGAGGUGACAGAUUUAAUUAGUCAGCUCAAUACUAAAGUCAUGAAUGUUCCCGAACAACUAAAGAAAGUUACAGAAGAACUGCAAAAGGAAUCGUCUCGAAAAGACGAACUGUUAGGUAUGGCAUCGCUAAACGAAAGAAUUAAAUUGUUCAAAGAAAAAGACAAACCACAGUUGGAACAAAACAUAGCUGAUGUCGAAACGAAAAUAAACAAACUAACAGAAGAGGUUGACGGACUGUCUAUGUCUCUCCUAGAACCAGAGCAAAAGCUACAGACAAUCAAGCAAAUUCAAGGAGAUAUGCCAAUGCUAGAUAGGGGGAACCAAAAAAUUGAAAAAUUGGCUCAGAAGUUUGAAGAAAUUAAAGCACAAUGUUCAACAGUAGAUACAGAUAUGACUUUAGAAGAAGCUUCUGCCAAGCAAACUGAAAUAAAACAAAAGAUAGCGGCAUUGAAGGCAAAGCUCAAGGAAGCUCAGAAGAAACUUAAUGUUCACAAUAAAAAGAUGCAGGAACUAGGAGUAAAGAAAAACAAAAUUAAAGAGGAAUGCCUGAAUUUGCAAAAGAAGGUUCAAGAAAUAUACAAUCUUCAAGAGACUAAAAAACAAUUAGAAGCGAAUAGAGAAAAGUACAUAGAGGAACUAGCAGAACUGAAAGAUGGCGUGGCACCAUUAAAAGAGGCACUCAAGGAGAAAGAGCAAGCUAAAGCUGAGGUCGUAAAAGAGAACAGAGCUAAAAUAGAAGCCAAGAAUAGUGAGAUAAUGAAAGUGUCCAUAGCAUUUGACAAAGUCAAGUCGAUCGAUCUUGAUAUAAGACAGCAUAUAGAAAGAAAUAUUCCCCAUGAAAAGUCAAAGAAAGAGGAAGCAAUAAAGAAGUUAGAAGACAAACUUAAAAAGAUACAGAGUGAUAGACAAGCUACUACUAAGAGGAUAGAGACUUUAAAGGACGAUAUUGCCAAAGAAAAGAUUUACAAACGCGAAUUAGACGACAAUUUGAAACUAAGAGAAGUACAAAAAGAAACACAAGAGUGUGAAAAAGAAGAAUCCGAGAUUAAAGAAAAAUUGAGUACAAUAAACAGAGAUAUUAUAAAUGAAAAGGAUGCUUUGUUAGUUAAACACAGGAAGCUUUCGAAUGAUAAGUCUAAAACUGAUGGUAUACUGGAUGAACUGCAGACCACACUAAAGAAAAACAAAGCCGAUCUUAAAACUGCCUUAGGAAAAGACAUUGAAAAGAAAUACAGGGAGAAAUUCUAUGAGUUACAAGUAACAAGAAUGUUGGAUAAGGACGUAAAGGAUUAUUCUGUUGCUUUAGAAAAGUGUCUCAUGGAAUACCACAAGAAGAAGAUGGAGAGCAUCAAUCUUAUAAUAAAGGAACUUUGGAGCAAAAUCUACAGUGGUAAUGACAUAGAUUAUAUAGCUAUUAAAGCUGAAGGUAGUAUGUCCAUGGAGUCAGAACGUCGUAAAUAUGAAUACAGGGUAAUUCAGUGUAAAAACGGUAUUGAAAUCGACAUGAGAGGACGAUGCAGUGCUGGGCAAAAGGUCUUGGCUUGUCUUAUCAUAAGACUGGCUCUCGCAGAAACAUUUAGUUCCAGAUUUGGAGUAUUAGCUUUAGACGAGCCUACUACGAAUUUAGAUCAUGACAACGUAAAAAGUCUUUGUAUGGCCCUCGGUGAAAUAGUACAAGAGAGAAUGAUUCAAAAGAACUUUAUGUUCAUUAUCAUUACUCACGACAGAGAGUUUAUUGAGUCUCUAGGACAAAUAGACAAGGUUACGCACUUCUUUGAGGUGUCCAGAAAUGACGAAGGCAAAUCUAGAAUUAAAAGAGUUAAGUUUUCAUAAGUAAUUGUUAUGCAUAAAAUAAUUAUAAUCAUUCCUAUGUGUUAAGUAGUUUUUAAGAGGCAGUGCCUUAAUUUCUUUUAUACUUACAGUUAAUCACAUUUUUACAAUAAAAUAAAGCCUUUUUGUAAUUUUAA
Helicoverpa zea (corn earworm) is the source of this 4190-nucleotide messenger RNA. RefSeq names its product DNA repair protein RAD50 (gene rad50). Gene Ontology annotation, molecular function: double-stranded telomeric DNA binding; G-quadruplex DNA binding; single-stranded telomeric DNA binding. Gene Ontology annotation, biological process: telomere maintenance via telomerase; telomere maintenance via recombination; double-strand break repair. Gene Ontology annotation, cellular component: nucleus; Mre11 complex; condensed nuclear chromosome. NCBI's taxonomy places the organism in Eukaryota, Metazoa, Arthropoda, Insecta, Lepidoptera, Noctuidae. The record is from RefSeq and is a predicted model, not a curated record. Bases 142 to 4056 code for a protein of 1304 amino acids. The transcript has 22 exons.